Molecule: messenger RNA, 3216 nt
Organism: Anopheles coustani
Lineage: Eukaryota; Metazoa; Arthropoda; Insecta; Diptera; Culicidae
Exons: 3
Coding region: 1-3216 (1071 amino acids)
Cellular component (GO): extracellular matrix
Source: RefSeq, a predicted model, not a curated record
AUGGCCCCGACUACCGGGAUACUUGGUGCGCUGGUGUUGUUAGUUGUCUGUACGCCGAUGCUACGGGCAACGGAAAAUGAAAUUCCCGAAACGGUCCACCAGCUGACAGCCAGUGUUAAUACGCGAAGACUAGCGAACGUGGUAGGCGAUGAGUUUGUCAGCUUCUCCACCAAACCGCAGGAUAUCUUCGAUGGUCAGGGUAAUCCAAUCUGCGAAACGAGCUUCCUAAUGGCACAGAGCCUCGGCCGAACGUAUCUGAAGGUAGUGGCCGACUCGUCCCAGCUGCAUCUUCAAACGACCGGUGGCCAGAGCGUGAUUGGCGGACCGGACGAUGCUGGUUUGGUGCAGAUCAAGGCGAGCGCCUGGCAGGCGUUCUACGAAUGGGCAAACCGGGCUGGAGUGGUACCGGUGUUUGUGCUAGACUAUCCCACCGAUGGUGGCUUGUGGGAUCCGAAAAAGGCACUUCAGGUUCUAUCCGCCGCUAGUGGAUUAGGCAUCGAAGAAUGCCAAUGGCAGCUAGGAAACGGCAAUGUGCUCGAUGGAUCGAAGUAUGGAGAAGAUUUGAAAACAUUCCGAACCAUGCUAAAGGCCUUCCCCAAGCAACGGUGGGGAGUGGUAGCCUGUGAGCUAAAGCCAAACGGAGCUGUACCCCUGGAAGAGAUUCAAUACUUCCACGCCAACAUUGACACACUUGUGGAUGCCAUCACUAUAUCGAGACCUCUUUAUGGCGAAAGUACUUGGAAUUCUAGUAGUCUCCAGCGAGAGGCUCAUCUACGGGGUCUCUACCGUCAGCGCCUUCCGCUGUGGCUCGAUCUGGUAGACCAGAGGAAAGAAGAACCUCAGCAAAAAAUUCCCUGCGAUGACCGAUGUCUUAAGGAAGGUCUGGAGUACGCGCGAACCCUAGGGGAAGCUGCCCGUGGUGGCGUUAGUACGGUGUUUAAGCCCGUUCACCGCAGCUCCAUCCAGCAGUACACGCUGGACUAUCUAACGGCUCUCCUCUAUAAGCGAACCGUUGGCAAUAAGGUGUUCUCCGUGCAGCAACAACAACCGGAUGUCAGCAGGACAUCGAUUUACGCUUACUGUACACGAAAUGUGAGCGGCUCCGUAACUCUGGUGGUGGUCAACGAAGAGGAAACCGACGCAAUCAAUGCAACGAUAAGGUUGACAACCCGGGCACUCUCGUCUUCGGUAGAACUAUUUCUUGUCAGCGUUCAAAAUGGUCUACCGAUGGUGAAUAAUCGAGCCUUUACGGAUGGCAGCACCGUACCGGAGCUAGAGCCCGUGACGGCCGUGACGACCCUCUCGAACGGGGUUAGCUUCUAUGUCCCGGCGCAGACGAUCCUGUUCGCCACCGUGCCGGAUGUGCAGGUGCGCGAGUGUCGUAACAUCCACCUUCCAACCUUGCGGAAAUCGGUGUUGUCUCGCGAUCUUAUCAACGAUCCUACCUCGACCGAUGUGCUACUGCAGGAGUUGAUUGGUGCCCUGCUCGAGCACGCCCCCCUGGAACCGUUACAACGGAGGCGUCGUUCGGCGGUGACGGAAAAACGUAAACGAUUUCUCUCUCGUUUCUCUGGUGCGGCACAAGAUGGCGACCUUGCGGAGAGUCUCGCACAGGCACUUUCGGGAGCGCAACCGGAACCUUCACCGACGGAACGGUCCGUCCGUGGCCCCCGUCAGACGCAGGCCUAUAAGCGCCAACAGAGACGCGUUCGGCAGAAGGAAAAGCGUGUCGAGAAGCGUAACCUCCGCAAGAUGAAGCACCCCCUGCGGGAGUCGUACCGGGAACGAGCCAAACGCGGUGGCCACCAGCUGCUGAUGCACCGGGCGACUUCAAAACACCCGAAUCACCGCGUCCACCAGCGAUUGCUGAAGCGGAUGUCAGCUAAAUUGGCUAGCCGCAAGACGAAACGAUCCUCCUUGGCGGAGGCCGUCAACGAACCGCCCAGUUUUACAACCAGCGACGAGGAGGAGCAGCAGGGCAACCGAUCUGAUUUCCCGCUCGGUGACGUGCAUCUGGUGAUCUCGAAAACUGCAGGCAGCACCGAUGGAGGGUUGGACUACGUUUCCAUGGACAGCGAGGGAUCGGAAUCGGUUGAGUAUCGGAGGCCGGACCGACGUACACCAAGGCAUCGUCCGGGAGUGCGACGGAGGAUCACCAUCAGCCAGCGGGACUUUCAUCGGUUCGGACUAGGACGGGAACGGAUGCCGGUGGACAGUGAAGAGAAGGUCGAUUGCAAGUACCAUCGCAGCGUUCCGCGACGGAAGGAACAGGACAUGGAGACAAGAGAAACGAAGCGUGUCGAUCGGUACAUUCCGAUCGAAAUAGAACGAGUGGAUCAGCGUCAGGAGAAAUCUGCCGAGGGUACAACCAUGCCCCCGGGUCACGGAGCAGAAGACAGUCGGGAAGGUUUCACAAUUGCUCACUCAACAAACGAAAAGGAAAACGAUGGCAACAACGAGGAGCUGACAGAAGGAAGCUCUCCGAACGGCCCUUCGGAGGACCUGGAAUCGGAUGGCUUCGAUGAACCUGAAUCGAACCGCGCUGAACCGGAAGAAAUGCAGCUUUUCACUCCCGCUCCUCGCACCAGCGCAGAACGAUCGAUUGUGCCCUGGCUGGACAAUCCUCCGCAGUGGUCGCUGGAGUCUACUUCCGCCGAGGUGGCCGAGGUGCUGCACCGACGGUAUAAGCGGUCCGGCGGGCAGGCGCUUGAAUCGGUCGAGUCCCACGAGGUAGAACGGUUGGAGGACUUUUUCCGUACGAACGCGAAACUGCAGCAAAAGUUUGCCGAAAUGUUCGACCUGCUGCUGGAGGCAAUCGAGGAGCUAGAGGAGUCGGAAGAAAAUGACGCAAAAGAGGACACGGACGACGAUGAAGAUGAGACAAGCGAGAACGACACGCAUAGGCGCAUCAAGCGGAAUGCGCUGUUGCAUCCGCAAUCGUGGGAGUCGCGGGAACGAUCCAACAUGAUCCAGCGUCAGCAGGAAUCGAGCGAAUCGAAAGAGAAUCAAAUCGAGGUGGUACGAAACGAACGGGCCGAUCCAGAGGCAACUGGCACCGAGCAGCCACCGGUGGACGACCAGCCGAACCGGCCACUGCUGGGCAGUGACGAGGGUAAGCCUGGUGCGUAUGUGCUACGAUCGGUGGUCAACUUUAUGAGAAGGGCGACGAGCGAAUUCCAUCAACUGUUUUCCGGGUGGUUUAAGAAAACAACCUGA